CCAGUGGCUAGACGGUUGGCCACAAAGAUUCUCCAGACCAGAAAUUCCAUUUGAUUUCUUCUGCGCCUUUAGAUUUUCCAUUCUUCAAUGGCUUCUUCUGUUAUGAACCUGCACGCGCCAUUUUCGCGCUAUACGUCGUCGUUUCUACCUCCUUCUCCCUUCAUAGUUUCCGCCAGAGUUUUCCCGGGAAACUACAAUCUCCGAAAUAGCAAGAAAAAUUCCGGAAUUUGCAGAGCCAUGGUUCAGCAGACAGUGCAAGGCGGAGCUUCUGCUUCUUUCGCUAAAGAGAUGGAAAGGCUUUCUGCUAAGGAGUCUUUGCUUCUCGCUUUCAAAGAUGCUGGAGGAUUCGAGGCAUUAGUAACAGGGAAAGUUACGGAUAUGCAGCUUAUUGAUGUGAAUGAGAGGAUAAUUGGCCUCGAGCGGCUCAAUCCAACACCUCGCCCAACAACGUCUCCGUAUUUGGAAGGGCGGUGGAACUUUGAGUGGUUUGGAUCCGGAAGCCUGGGAUUCGUUGCAGCUAAAUUUGUGUUUGAGAGGUUUCCUUCAUCAUUGGCAAAUUUAUCAAAGUUGGAUGUGUUGAUCAAAGAUGGCUAUGCAAAUGUCACUGCUUACUUGAAAUAUCUAAACUCGAUUGAGAGCAAUUUUAUACUCUCCGCCAAGUUAUCUGUUGAGGGGCCUCUUAGAAUGAAAGAAGAAUAUGUUGAAGGGAUACUUGAAUCACCUAAGGUCAAUGAAGAAACUGUACCUCAGCAACUAAGAGGUGCUUUUGGACAGGCAGUGAACACUGUUCAGCAACUUCCCCUUCCUAUUAGAGAUGCAGUGUCCAGUGGAUUGAAAAUUCCUCUUGGUGGGAGCUUUCAAAGACUAUUUAUGGUCUCCUAUCUUGAUGAUGAGAUUCUGAUUAUUAGAGAUACUACUGGAAUACCUGAAGUCCUUACAAGAUUGGCUUCGGCCCCCGAGCCAGAACCAAUAACUGAAUAUGAAAGUUGAAGAGUUCGUUUUGCAUACCAGAGGAACUACUUUUCAUCGCUUCAAACCAACUUCUUGUCAGUUGUAUCGUAUCCUUCUCAUCCCCUCUCCUUUAUUCAUCGUUGUCAACAUGAUUACAGGUAUAAAACAUGAUAUCUGUUAUCAAAAGAAUGGGUAAAACCUUCCACAAUUAUAUGAGCUUGUUGACUGUAAAGUAUUUGAUUUUUGUAACGAAUAGAAAGGUUGUUACUGGGGUUGGUAACUUCACUUGUAGAAUGUUAUUACGUUGUAUGGUUGUUUGUUUCUCUGGAUAAUGACCAAAACUGAUUUUACAAAGACUUGUGUCAAUGAAUCGUUAAAUGGAAGUCAACCAUUGUGUCAA
Molecule: messenger RNA, 1351 nt
Organism: Ipomoea triloba (trilobed morning glory)
Lineage: Eukaryota; Viridiplantae; Streptophyta; Magnoliopsida; Solanales; Convolvulaceae
Product: probable plastid-lipid-associated protein 13, chloroplastic
Exons: 7
Coding region: 88-990 (300 amino acids)
Source: RefSeq, a predicted model, not a curated record